Microtus ochrogaster (prairie vole) is the source of this 2173-nucleotide messenger RNA. It is a transcript of the gene Hyal1, whose product is annotated as hyaluronidase 1. The coding region runs from base 54 to 1613 and encodes 519 amino acids. The transcript is spliced from 6 exons. Gene Ontology annotation, cellular component: cytoplasmic vesicle. Gene Ontology annotation, molecular function: hyalurononglucosaminidase activity. The record is from RefSeq and is a predicted model, not a curated record. Gene Ontology annotation, biological process: hyaluronan catabolic process; carbohydrate metabolic process. NCBI's taxonomy places the organism in Eukaryota, Metazoa, Chordata, Mammalia, Rodentia, Cricetidae.
UGCAGCAGGCACAAGCAGCAGCUUGUUGAAGUUGCUGCAACUAAGGCCAAACCAUGCUUGUGCUUACACAGCAUGGUCAGGAAGUUUGGAGAAUGAAACCCUUCAGUCCUGAGGUCUCCCCAGACCCACCCCGUGCCACUGCAGCCCACCUGCUUUACAUCUGUACCCUCUUCCUGACCUUGCUCAGCUUGGCCCAAGGCUCCGGAGGUUCCAUGGUACCCAACAAGCCGUUCAUCACUGUUUGGAAUGCAGACACUUACUGGUGCCUGGAGAGUUGUGGAGUGGAUGUGGAUGUCAGUGUGUUUGACGUGAUUGCCAACAAGGAGCAGAGCUUUCAAGGCCUUAACAUGACAAUUUUCUACAGCUGGCAGUUGGGCACCUACCCCUACUAUACAUCCACCGGGGAAGCCGUAUAUGGUGGCCUGCCCCAGAAUGCUAGCCUGGUUACCCACCUUGUUCACGCAUUCCAGGACAUCAAGGCCGUCAUGCCUGAACCUGACUUCUCAGGACUGGCAGUCAUUGACUGGGAGGCAUGGCGCCCACGAUGGGCCUUCAACUGGGACAGCAAGGACAUUUAUCGACAGCGCUCAAUGGCACUUGUCCAGGCAGAACACCCUGACUGGCCGGAAACUUUAGUGGAGUCAGUAGCUCAGGACCAGUUUCAGGAAGCUGCACAGGCCUGGAUGGCAGGCACCCUCCAGCUGGGGCAGGUACUGCGUCCUCGUGGCCUCUGGGGCUACUAUGGCUUCCCUGACUGCUACAACUAUGACUUCCUAAGUUCCAAUUACACAGGCCAGUGCUCACUAAACAUCCGUGACCAGAAUGAUCAGCUAGAGUGGUUAUGGAACCAGAGCUAUGCCCUCUAUCCCAGUAUCUACUUGCCUCCAGCACUGAUGGGCACAGGGAAGGCACGGUUGUAUGUUCGACACCGUGUACAAGAGGCAUUCCGUGUAGCUAGCGCUUCCAGAGACCCCAGUGUGCCUAUACUGCCCUACGUGCAGAUCUUCUAUGAAAUGACAGAUCAUCUUCUGUCCCUGGAGGAGCUGGAACAGAGCAUUGGGGAGAGUGCAGCUCAGGGAGCAGCAGGUGUGGUGGUCUGGGUGAGCUCAAAAAAUACAUCUACCAAGGAAUCAUGCCAGGUCAUUAAAGAGUAUAUGGAUUCCACACUUGGCCCUUUCAUCAUGAACGUGACCAGUGCAGCUCUUCUCUGCAGUGAAGCUCUGUGUUCCGGCCACGGUCGCUGUGCCCGCCGUCCCAGUUAUCCCGAGGCUCUGCUCACCCUCAAUCCGGCCAGUUUUUCCAUUCAGCUAACAAGUGAUGGCAGGCCCCUAAGCCUCAAUGGUACCCUCACACUUAAUGAUCGGACAGAGAUGGCUAUGAAAUUCAAGUGUCGCUGCUACCGUGGAUGGCGUGGAAAGUGGUGUGAGAAGCAGGGUGGUGACAUUCCGGGCACGGAGGACUUAGGAGGAGGUACGCCGUCUCCGGGGAAGACUGCUGUGAGUCCUCCGUACGACUGGGACCAGCGUAGGCAAACCGAGGAAUCGGAGCCAGAGACCGCGAGAUACCGAAUCGUGCGCAGGCUGGGCGCGGACCAUCCCGGAGCUCGGCUUUAACAUGACUUAGGAGGCUAAGGCAGUUGGAUCGCUACUUUGAGGCAAGCAUAGGCUACAUACCCUGGAGAGAGACAGAGGUGGGGGCGACCCAAACCAAAGCAAGAGAUAGCCCGCAAGUGGACAAGGUUGGUUAGCCUGGCACAGUGAGCUGUUGUAAUGGUCAACAAAUUUGUAGCCAGAACUUCUGGGUUCUACCACAGCUUCCAGCAUUUACCAUAACCCCCCUCAGCCUCCCUCCAGUGUUGGGGUAGGACACCUGGGUUCAUUCAUUCAUAGGGAUGGGUCUCUUCCUGGGCACCUGUACUUUCCAGUGCAUUCCCCAGUUCCCAAAUGCAAAACCCCCAUCCCUCAGUCCUUCCCUGCCUCCACCCUGUCUUCCUGACACAGCCUAGCGUGGCUGUUAUCCACAGGAGGUGAAUCCGUGUAUGAGGCGAUGCCACUGCCUGGAGACUGUGGUCUUACCCUCCAGCCUGGCAGUGAGCCACCUGAAACCUAAUGGGAAGUGACCUUGGCUUCCUAUCUGCCUCAGCUGAGCCUGGAUCCUACCUGUAGGCAAGAGC